Molecule: messenger RNA, 988 nt
Organism: Dentiscutata erythropus
Lineage: Eukaryota; Fungi; Glomeromycota; Glomeromycetes; Diversisporales; Gigasporaceae
Source: the annotation of a GenBank genome assembly
AUGUCUACAGGGUCUGAUCGUUCUGAAGUCAGUAAUGUUCAAAAUCGCGACAACCUAAAUUCAAGUGAAGAUAUAAAUGACUCUGAAAUAAUAGACGAAGUAAAUGCUGCUCCACCAACUUACGAGGAAGCUAUAACAUCUCGAGAUCUAGAAGACAAUAUACCGUCUACUUCCUUUUCUACAUUCUCUCGUUCGGCUGCAGCUAAUUUACAUGCUAUAGAAGAAAUGCUUUCUUCAAAUAACUCAACUAGUGAACGACAUCCUUUACUUGGCAAUAAAAAUAAUAGUCCAUAUAAUUUAUUUGGGAGGUCAUAUGGUGGUUCAUCGAACCAAUCCACUUCGUCUAAUCAAUAUAUGACUUUUCCUUUACCACGCGGAUCAUAUAUAAAUCAUGAAUUUGAUUAUGAAGUUUUACAAGGUGGUGUUGUAUCGUGUGAUCCACAAUUAAGUAGGGACUCUGAGUCAUUAUACAGAUUUUUUACCGAGCAUAAUGACAAACCUGAAAUGGCUAUUAUAAUUUAUGGAUAUCAUACACGGAAAGGUGGUAACAAUAGAAAGAAUGCUGAAAUAACGGAUUUUAGGUUCACUUUGGAUUUAACGGAAUUCGUAUCGUCUGUUGGAGAAUUACGUGCUUAUCCAAAUGAAAAUAAACCAGACAUGGGUUUCAUGGAUGUCUUAGAAGAAUAUAUUCGUCGUGAUAGUGGUUUAAAAUCUAUUGAAAUGCACAAGAUUGUGUACUGGGAUUAUUCUUAUUUAACUCAAUCCAUAAUUUCAAUUAUUCGUGAUCAAGGUUACCAACACGAAAUCCGUAUCACAUAUCCACAACGCAAUCAAUUGAUUCUAGUUCAAUCCGACAAUGCAUUAGCACAAUUCACACGUACUACUGUGGGGCAAGCUUUAUGUUGUUUGCGAGAGAAUGGUUUCAAAGAAACAGGAGGAUUAUUGUUGCAAAUGUUAAAUGGCUUUGAUGAUAAGAACGAGUAUAGGA